Messenger RNA from Sphenostylis stenocarpa, 177 nucleotides. The record is from the annotation of a GenBank genome assembly. NCBI's taxonomy places the organism in Eukaryota, Viridiplantae, Streptophyta, Magnoliopsida, Fabales, Fabaceae.
AUGCCGCGCGGAAUAUGCGGUGGAGGAUUGGAGCGUUCUUUUGUUGGAUCAUGCGCAGCCUACCACUGUCGUUUCAAAAGACUGAGUGUGGGACCCACACUUCUAAUGAAGAGAAAAAUUGCAGAAGAAAGGGGAAGAAUGAUUAUGGACAUCAUGCACCAGCUGCAAGAAGAAUAA